GGAAGCCUUGAACCAAGCGUAGACUCAUAUGAAGCGUCCAGGGCGCUUGGAAGAAAGUAUCUCUGCCAUUCUGGUCAAAACAGCAGGUUGCCGGCAACGAGUUCCCUUCAAGUAGAUAUGUAAAUCAUACUCUAGUUGCAAAGUAUCGAGAAGAAUAGUCGAUUGGGACGCCUUCCCCUGGAAUAUACGACUUCCGUUCCUCGAAGCUUUUCUCAGCUUGAGAGCCCACUCAUAUCGACGCGAGCGAAAAAAGAGCAACUGAUCUACAUUCUACAGCGCACUAUCUCAGGGCAAAUUCUAGCUUUUGUAAUCUGGACCUAUAAUUAUGGAAAUCCUGCACGUUCAUUUUUGGACGAUCCACACUUCAGGUACCUCCGAACGGAAUCCAGCAUCUUCCAUUGAUGUCAGCAGUGAUUGAUCAUCUACCGCAAAUUUCCCGUAGUACGUAGGGCGCUUGACAUCAUCGCACAGGACCGCAAGACUGCAAGAUAAGUACGAUGUACUUCACAUAUCAACACGUAUGUACAUGUAGUUGAUUCAACGGAAUUCGCAAACAACUUGAUCAUCUAGACAACCACCUCCACGGAUAUUCACAGCACGCAAUCAAAAACAAUGGCUCCAACUCAACCACGCACCCUCGAGGGCAAAGUUGCCAUCGUAACCGGCGCCUCACGAGGAAUAGGCUCCUCCAUCGCCUUUGACCUUGCAGCGCGCGGCGCCAAAGUCGUCAUAACCUACUCAUCCGACAAAUCCAAAGCCGGCGCCGACGAACUUAUCUCCCGCAUCCAAUCCGAAGCCAACAGCUCCGCCAUCCAAGUCCAAUGCGAUCUCAGCCAGCCCUCCGCGCCGCAAAAAAUCGUCGAAGCCACUCUCGCAGCUUUCGGCAACCACAUUGACAUCUUGGUCAACAAUGCUGGAAUCAUCAGUAACAAAUUCAUCACGGACAUCACUCCCGAACACUACGAUUCCGUCAUGAACCUCAACACUCGUGCUCCUUUACUCAUGCUCCAAGCAGUCCUCCCACACUUGCGGACUCCAGGACGUAUCAUCAACAUCUCUUCCAUUGGAGCUCGUGCCGGAUUUCCCGGAUCGUCGACCUACUGUGCGUCCAAGGCUGCUUUGGAGGGUUGGACGAGAUGUUGGGCCGCAGAGUUGGGCAAGGAUGGCACGACCGUGAAUGCGGUGAAUCCGGGUCCGACGGAGUCGGAGAUGUUGCAUCAGGUGGAUGAGGCGUUGAUUCAGCCGCAGAAGGAUGCGACAUUUAUUGAGAAUCGGGUUGCGAGACCACAGGAAAUUGCGGAGAUUGUGGGCUUUUUGGCGGAAGAGAGGAGUAGUUGGGUUACUGGGCAGUGUAUUAGUGCUAGUGGCGGGCUUCAGCUGCAUUAGGUGGGAAGUGAAGGAAUGAUGGUGCUGGUCAAGCAUUUGAUCAUGCAGCAAAUGGUGAUAGAGGGAUUCCAACGGCGUAUCUUUGUGUCCGAACGAUCAUACAAUUAAGAAUAUAGACUUUCAAGAAG
This is a messenger RNA of Sphaerulina musiva SO2202, 1514 nucleotides long. Its product is annotated as NAD(P)-binding protein. Gene Ontology annotation, molecular function: oxidoreductase activity. The transcript has 3 exons. NCBI's taxonomy places the organism in Eukaryota, Fungi, Ascomycota, Dothideomycetes, Mycosphaerellales, Mycosphaerellaceae. The record is from RefSeq and is a predicted model, not a curated record. The coding region runs from base 613 to 1386 and encodes 257 amino acids.